CAGACGACUGGGGUCAGGGUGGAGAAGGCAGACUCGUGAGGAACCCAUAAAGGCGGUGGCUCGUGAAGGACGGAGGCGGUGUUUAUGGUAGAAAAAAAAGAGCUUUCGGCGUCUUUCUUGAUUACUCCAUGGUGGAACGUGCAGGAUAUCGAUCGGCGAGUGAUACCUUUUUGCCCUCGUCCGGCUUUGCGCCCUUAUUAACUCGACUCACCUUCCUCGUCUUUUAUCGGACGCCAUCGUUAUUCUGCAUUGGCCUUUUCCCAUCUUGGUCACCAAUGCCCGACAGGGAGACCAUCAUACAACCGGUCCUUACCUACCCACCCGUCAAGCUCUGUACUCGGAAACUCCCGACCCGCCCCGAUCAGGUCCCUCUAAAAGAGCCCCAGCCGUGACUCUUGGCUUUUCGGAUAGGGAAGCCUCAAUUUGACCGUUGAGGGGGUGGGCACCCAUCUCACCCGCAGCUUUCGUUGAUCCACCCGGGCGCUAUUGCCAAGCCGGCAGACGACGCCAUGCCGGCGGCUAGUGGUGACGGGGGCCACAGCGGCCCCGAUCCCAAGCGGCCGGGGUCUGACCCCCACCUCGCAGCUCCAGCCCAAGUAGCCCCAGGGACUGGGGGGACGCCUCUCGGCAACCAGGGCAGCGGCGCCAUAACGGCUUCGAUAGCUCCGGCCUCGCCUCGGGCCGCCGCGCCAGAGGAGGCGCCGGCAGCAUCAGCAGCAACAACACCAUCACACCCUCCAGCGGCGGCCACGGCGGACGAUGACGUCGCGCACACCGAGUCGGCGUACUCGACGUCGUCGUCGGCGGCGGCGAGCCGGCGGCACUCGGCGGCAGGCAGCAGCGGCAUGUCGAGGAUAACGACGAACGCGUCCAUGGGGCCCGACGCGGUGGCCGAGGCGGAGCCGUACAGCUCGUUCGUCGAGGUGCCCGACUCGGUCUACGACCGCUUCACGCCGGGCCGCAAGCUCGUCGUCGUUGCCGUGCUCUCCUUCUGCUCCUUCCUGGCUCCCAUCUCCAGCACAGCGGUGCUCUCGGCCGUGCCCGAGGUCGCGGCCGAGUUCGGCACGACGGGGACCGUCAUAAACAUCAGCAAUGCCUUUUACAUGUUCUUCAUGGGAGUGUCUCCGAUGUUCUGGGGACCGCUAAGCCAGGUUUAUGGGAGAAGGAUUGUAAAUCUCGUAACUGCUGUCCUCUUCACAGCCUGCAGCAUCGGCACAGUGUUUGCAACCUCGCUGGAGGCCUUCAUCGUCUUCCGGUUACUGACCGCCUUCGAGGGCACCUCGUUCAUCCUCGUCGGCUCGGCCGUCAUCGGCGACCUGUACCGGCCGACGGAGCGGGCCACGGCCCUGAGCUGGUUCCUGUCGGGGACGCUCAUCGGCCCCGCGCUGGGCCCCUUCCUGGCCGGCAUCAUCGUGACGUACCAGUCGUGGCGCGUCAUCUUCUGGAUGCAGACGGGCCUGGGCGCGCUCGCCCUGGUGGGCGUCGUCUUCCUCCUGCCCGAGACGGCGCACCGGCUCAAGAAGGACGACCUGGUCGGCAUGCCGCGCCGCCGCAAGGCGCGGGUUCUCUGCUCCAUGAUCAGCCCGCUCCGCGUCGUCAAGCUGUUCGCGUACCCGAAUCUCACGCUCACGGGCUUGGCGUCGGCGGGGCUGCUGUUCAACAUGUACAGCCUCCUGACGCCCAUCCGCUACGUCAUCAACCCGCGCUUCAACCUCACGACGCCCAUGCAGUCGGGCUUCUUCUACCUCGCCCCCGGCUGCGGCUACCUGGUGGGCAGCCUCUUUGGCGGGCAAUACGCUGACUACACGGUCAAGAGGUGGAUGGCCAAGCGAGGGGGCAGGCGCGUCCCCGAGGACCGGCUGCGGUCGGCCGUCGUCUUCAUUGGCGUCGUCGUGCCGGCCUGCACGCUCACAUACGGCUGGGGCCUGGAGCGGGACGUGGGCGGGGUGCCGCUGGCGGUCGUGACGCUCUUCGUGCAGGCCGUGGCGCAGCUGUUCGGGUUCCCGAGCCUCAACACGUACUGCCUCGACGUGAUGCAGCCGCGCGCGGCCGAGGUGGUGGCGGGCAACUACAUGAUACGCUACAUGUUUGCGUGCCUGGGCACGGCCGUGGUGCUCCCCGCCGUCGGCGCCGUCGGCGUCGGCUGGUUCUGCACCAUCAGCUCCGCCUUCCUGGUGCUCUCGACCCUCGGCCUCUGCGCCACCAUCAGGUGGGGCGAGGGCUGGAGGGACGCGCGGGACCAGAGGAGGCGCGCCAGGCGCGCCGAGCGGCGGCGCAGGGCCAGGGAGGUCGAGGGCGGCGAGGCUGGCGGCGAGGCCAAGGGCGCGCGGGGGUGAGGUGGGCGGAUGGGGGAAGGCUGGGAUAGAGGGAGAUUACACUUAAUGGGGGGCCCGAGCUUGGUGUGGUUAUUCGCUGGCCGUUGUAGUAGCCAAAACAUGGAUACGGUGUAGACAGCGUUUUCUCUAAUAUUUUAAUCUGUCAUACCUUAUGAACGUCUGGUCUCUGGAAGAAGUCGGGCCAACUGUGGC
Messenger RNA from Gaeumannomyces tritici R3-111a-1, 2528 nucleotides. RefSeq lists its product as hypothetical. NCBI's taxonomy places the organism in Eukaryota, Fungi, Ascomycota, Sordariomycetes, Magnaporthales, Magnaporthaceae. Gene Ontology annotation, biological process: transmembrane transport. The transcript has 3 exons. Gene Ontology annotation, molecular function: transmembrane transporter activity. The record is from RefSeq and is a predicted model, not a curated record. Bases 510 to 2336 code for a protein of 608 amino acids.